Messenger RNA from Cyprinus carpio (common carp), 2183 nucleotides. It is a transcript of the gene trim35-1, whose product is annotated as tripartite motif containing 35-1. NCBI's taxonomy places the organism in Eukaryota, Metazoa, Chordata, Actinopteri, Cypriniformes, Cyprinidae. Gene Ontology annotation, biological process: protein ubiquitination. The record is from RefSeq and is a predicted model, not a curated record. Gene Ontology annotation, molecular function: ubiquitin-protein transferase activity; protein binding; zinc ion binding.
UUUUAGUGAUUUUUUUCCGAUUUUCUUUUCUUCCAAUGAAAGUUUGACAUGUCAUUUCCUCAUACAGAGAGGCUGUACUAAAAUUAGGAAGUGUUUUGUUUGCUCCGUCUCUUUUCAUUGUCUCACAAAGGCCUAGUGUCAGAAUUAUUUUCAGAGAAAUCUCUACUAAGUUUCAUGUUUUCUGUGUCUAAAUGGCACUCGAAGCUGAGCUGUCGUGUCCUGUGUGCACCGAUGUCUUCAGAGAUCCGGUGUUACUGAGCUGUGGACACAGUUUCUGCAGGCAGUGUAUUAAUGAUCACUGGACCUCCAGCAGCUCCAGAAACUGUCCCGUCUGUAGACAGGUGUCACCGCAGGAACCAGUGCACAACCUGUGCUUGAGGAACACCUGUGAGACUUACCUGAGAGAGCAAAGCACGAGGAAAGAGAGGGAUGAAGAACACGAGUGUCAGAUUCACGGAGAAAGAAUCGAGCUGUUCUGUCAAACAGAUGAAGAGGCUAUAUGUGCAGCGUGUAAGAAACAUGAGCACAAAUGGCACAAAACGCAAAAGCUACAGCAGGCUGUGCGACAACGCAAGGGGAAGCUGAAAGCAGCUCUUCGUUCAGCUGAGAAGUCUUUGGUCUCAUUACAGAAAGGUACAGCACGGGACCCCAAAAUCUCCAGGUACAUUCAGAUUCAAGCUCAGCAUACAGAGAGGAAAAUCAGGAUGGAGUUUGAGACGCUGCAUCAGUUCCUCAGAAAGGAGGAGGAGAGCAGGAUAACGGCUCUAAAUGAAGAAGAGAACGAAAAGAGAGGGAAGAUGGAAAGAAGAAUACAAGGAGGAAUACUGUCUCUCUCUGAUAGAGUCAAAGAACUGGAAGAAGGAAUCGAGGAUGAUGACAUCCCCUUCCUGCAGAAUUAUCACGGAAUUAUGGACAGGUCUGACCACACACUCCCAGAUCAGGAGCUGAGUUCAGAAACUCUUAUCGAUGUUCCCAAACAUCUGGGGAACUUGAAGUACCAAGUGUGGGAGAAGAUGAAGGACAUCUGCCCUUACUACCCUGUGAUCCUGAACCCAAACGCUGCCCCCCCAGACAUCCCUGUGUCAGAUGACCUGACCUCUGUGACCUCAUGUUUUCAUCAGCAGGACGAGCCCAACCCUCUUCCUCUGCACAGUAACCGUAUGGUGCUGGGCAGUGUGGGAUACGCUGAUGGAGUUCACACGUGGGACAUUGAGGUGGGAGACAGUAAUCAUUGGAGUCUUGGAGUGUGUUUUGGAUUGGAGGGUAAACCUACUACACAACCUUUGACCCCUGAAAAUGGCUUCUGGGGUCUCAGACGCGAUGGAGACUCGUACGAAUUGAUGACCGCUGGGAUGUCGAGAUUACACAUGGAGGUAAAUGCAAAGGUAGUGAGAGUAAAGCUGGUGUAUUGUUAUGAGUUUCUUCAAGACAUGAUGCAGCUGAAACGCUGGAGGAAGGUGAGCUUUUCUGAUGCUAGCAGCAAUUCAUUAAUUGCAGAAUUUGCUAGAGUGCCAUCGAAGAAGAAACUCUUUCCCUUUGUGAUCCCAGAAGAUCAGGCCGUCCCGCUGCGUGUCGUCCCAGCUAACGUUACUCUAACUGUUGAACAGAAACUGUCAUUACUGGAGAUAAAUCGAUUCUCUCUUCUCCUUUUCUGUUUUGGUAUUGUCGUGGUUAUAUUGAUGAGUCUGUUAGGAAAGAGUGACCGUCAAGGCAGGUGAAAAGUAAAUGACUGUUUAAUUACCAUAAUGAUCUGUUAUAAUGGUUCAGUCAGCUAAAGCAGACUUCUGAGCAAAACCAUAUGAUCUAGCAUCACUGCACUAUUAUGUGAAUAUAAUGGAGCCCAUGUCCAUGAGGAUGAUAAUGCCGGGCACAGAGAUUUUUACUGCUCUGGUUUAUAUAAUGAUUUCAGAAAUUGAGCAAUCCUUUAUCAUCCUCACAAUAUCCUGUAGCAGCACAGUAUUGCUGUGAUGUAUCAUGUGACUCUGAGUCGACUCGUGACUCAUCUUUGCUUCUAGUAGUGCUCCGUAUCCUGGUUUAUGUGUGUAAAUAUCCAGUUUGAACAGGUUUGCAAAGUCUUGUUAAAUUACAGUUCAGGGUAUUUCAUAUUCUUCUUCUGUUUUGUUGACUAUCCUAAACUUUUAUGACUUUUCCCCUUUUUUGACUGCCAGUUUUUUUGUUUAUAU